Diospyros lotus (date-plum) is the source of this 723-nucleotide messenger RNA. RefSeq names its product LOB domain-containing protein 40-like. Lineage: Eukaryota; Viridiplantae; Streptophyta; Magnoliopsida; Ericales; Ebenaceae. Gene Ontology annotation, biological process: regulation of gene expression. The record is from RefSeq and is a predicted model, not a curated record. Bases 1 to 723 code for a protein of 240 amino acids. The transcript is spliced from 2 exons.
AUGAAAAUGAGUUGCAAUGGCUGCAGAGUGCUGAGAAAAGGCUGCACCGAGAGGUGCACUCUCCGGCCAUGCCUCGAAUGGAUCAACUGCCCCGAAGCCGAAGCCAACGCCACCGUCUUCCUCGCCAAGUUCUACGGCCGCGCCGGCCUCUUCAACCUCAUCAAUGCAGGCCCCCCGCACCUCCGCCCCUCGAUCUUCAAGUCACUGCUGUACGAGGCUUGUGGGCGGAUCAUCAACCCGAUACACGGGUCGGUGGGGCUGUGGUGGUCCAGCAACUGGCAUUGCUGCGAGGCAGCGGUGCAAGCCGUGCUCAGCGGCUCGCCGAUCAUACCGAUCCCCGCGGACGACGCCGCUGCGGCGGCUCACCCUAUGAUGCCUAUCGUUGACAGCGAUAUCCGCCACCUCAACAAGGACCCCAGAUCGGAGAACCAGCGGGCCCACGUGCAGCCCCGCUUCAAGCGCACCGGCGGCCGCGGCCGCAGCCGUAGCCAGCAGGACACUGUGGCCGAGUUCGCCGCCGAGCCUGGCCGGUUUUCCUUUUCUGGAUCCGGCAGUAGCCACUCUGAGGGUCUGAACCAGUUCUACGCCAGCGGCAGCCAGGACGACUCGAUGUUAUCUGAAAGCCAAGCUGAGGAAAGCCAGGCUGAUUUGGAGCUGUCUCUGGGUUUCAAUCCUGUUUGGCGAAUCCCUCGUUCCAAUGGCGGCGGCUCAGAUGGGUUCUGA